Messenger RNA from Mya arenaria, 567 nucleotides. RefSeq lists its product as uncharacterized. The transcript has 2 exons. The record is from RefSeq and is a predicted model, not a curated record. Bases 1 to 567 code for a protein of 188 amino acids. Lineage: Eukaryota; Metazoa; Mollusca; Bivalvia; Myida; Myidae.
AUGGUAGUGGAAGUGGCAGUAGGAAUGGUAGUGGCAGUGGCGUGGAAUGGUAGUGGUAGUGGCAGUCGUGGCAGUGGUAGUAGGAAUGGUAGGGGCAGUGACAAUGGACGUGGUAGUGGCAUAGGUAGUGGCAGUGGUAUUGGAAGUGGCAGUGGCAGUAGGAAUGGUAGUGGCAGUGACAAUGGACGUGGUAGUGGCAUAGGUAGUGGCAGUGGCAUUGGAAGUGGCAGUAGGAAUGGUAGUGGCAGUGACAAUGGACGUGGUAGUGGCAUAGGUAGUGGCAGCGGUAUAGGUAGUGGUAGUGGCAGUAGGAAUGGUAGUGGCAGCGGUAUAGGUAGUGGCAGAGGCAGUAGGAAUGGUAGUGGCAGUGGUAAAGGUAGUGGCAGUGGCAGUAGGAAUGGUGGUGGCAGUGGUAUAGGUAGUGGCAGAGGUAUUGGUAGUGGCAGCCGUAUUGGUAGUUGCAGAGGUAUUGGUAGUGGCAGCGGUACUGGUAGUGGCAGAGGCAGUAGGAAUGGCAGUGGCAGUGGCAAUCGACGUGGUAGUAGCGGUGAAGUGGAAGUGGUAUAG